Camelina sativa (false flax) is the source of this 1107-nucleotide messenger RNA. The record is from RefSeq and is a predicted model, not a curated record. NCBI's taxonomy places the organism in Eukaryota, Viridiplantae, Streptophyta, Magnoliopsida, Brassicales, Brassicaceae.
UCGGAAGAAGAUAUUUUGUAGACAAGUUUUUUCCCGAAUCUUUCAACCAGAAACGAAUAUUCUCUUCUCUUCUUCUUCUUCUUCCUCGCGAAGGUACGUACGUUUGUUAGGGUUGCGAUGAUGGUGGACACUGUUUCGAUGGAGGUUAACGAUCGUCCUUGUAAGAUUCUGAAGUUGGACAAUGGAUCGAAAGCGUCGUCAAAACAGCUCAAGGUAGGAAACGUGGAAGAUGAUGAGUAUCUUCGACAGUAUGGGAUGUUUCACUACGAGUACAAUAAAUCCGAGGGUUUCACGAUUGAUUGGGAGAAGUAUGAUUACGUGUUCCCUACUAGGUCGUUGGAUACUUCACCGCCUAUUAGCCAAAGACGAAGCAAUGCUGAAAUCAUCCGUGAAUAUACCAUCUUUGCCAUUGAGAAAUACAAUCAAGCUCAUCUAACGAAGAAGCUCGUGUUCGACAAGCAUGUCUCAGCAAAUUUCAGAUUUUCUGGUGGUCUUCUCUGCUUUUUAACAUUCUGGGCUACAGAUAGGGCGUCAUCCAAUCCUGAAUCGCAAAUCUAUCAAGCAAGAGUGUGGCGUCUACAGAAACGGUAUGAUAUUCCCAUCUUCAGGCUCAAGCCCAAGCAAGAAGAGAUGGAUUCUAUAGAUGUGCAACCUCCCGUUCCCAUGUAUUCUGAUGACGAGGAUAAACCACCUGUUGUCUUUCUUCGUGCUCCUCCUGAAGCUGGUGUCCCUUUUGUCUUCGAUCGUACUGGAGCUUUCUACUUUUGUUCUCUCGAUACCUGGUCUGCUCUUUAAAGGAAAAGUAUACCAUUCCCUUGGUGAUGAUGACACACACUGUUUAACACCCUCUAGUGUUGCCUAUUGAAGUCCUCUCAGUCUAGAAACGUUGUCCUAGUCUAAUAAGUUGUAUCGAGUCUCAAGACAUAUCUUUAUGUUUCGAUAGUUUACUCUUCUGAACCAUCUGAAUCUUCUACAGUUCUUGAUUUUUGUAUCUUUUAUUUGCUAUUCUGCUCAUCUUUCGACAGUUCCCACUUCUCAGUGUUGAUUGUAUUCUCUCGAACUAGUUUUCUUCUAGCCGGUAUUGUUUUUGGCCAAGACCUACUCUAA